This is a messenger RNA of Zea mays, 1098 nucleotides long. RefSeq lists its product as uncharacterized. The coding region runs from base 58 to 732 and encodes 224 amino acids. The transcript has 2 exons. NCBI's taxonomy places the organism in Eukaryota, Viridiplantae, Streptophyta, Magnoliopsida, Poales, Poaceae. The record is from RefSeq and is a predicted model, not a curated record.
UGGUCUCAUUUGAAGGAGCAUUUUGUUCAGGACAAUGGUGCUCUAUUACACACUCUCAUGCAGCAGACACAUGUUAUUGAGCAAAAUGAUAUGAGUAUUGAUGAGUACUACUCAGUCUUUGAUCGCCUGAUGAGUGCUUUGACAUCAAUGGUGCCUGCUUGUACCGCUGAUCUGUGUCCGGCUCAUAAGUUUAUUGAGAAGUUCUUCACUUACAGAUUUGUUAUGGGCGUUCAGGCCGAGUUUGAUUCUCUUCGUGCUCGUUUACUUCAGGGUUCUGACACUCUCACAAUGGCUAAGGCGUUGUCUGCUUUACUUGCUGAAGAGACUCGUCUUAAUUCUUUGUCCUCUACUGGUGGUAAUCCUCACAGUGUGUUGGCUGCUGCCCAGAAACCUAAGAAUAUCUUCAAGCCUUGUGAUCAUUGUGGCAAGACCAAUCAUCGAUCUGAGCUUUGCUUUGUCAAGUUCCCUGAUAAAUUGACUGAUUUCCGUGCACGACGUGCUGCUCGUGGUCGUGGUCUAGGACCAUCUAAUAGAGGCUCAGUUGCUGUUGCUGCCACUUCGUCCGCUUGUACUUCAGAGUCGGCCUGGGUACUUGAUUCAGGAGCUUCCUUUCAUGUCACAUCUGAUCAGUCAAAGUUGGCUUCUACUACACCUGUCACAGAUGGUGCUUCAGUGCAGACAGCUGAUGGACCUUCGCACAGGGGAAGUGAUUGGGACUGGCCGUCGCCGUAGAGCUGCUCCUCGCCUCUACAUCUUAGACUCUUUGCGGCUUCCUUCCUUGGCUACAUCUCCAGCGCAUGUGCUUUCAGCUACCCUUGCUUCUGUUGCGUCUUUUGCCCAGUGGCAUCAUCAUCUAGGUCAUUUGUGUGGAUCUAGAUUGUCUACACUAAUAAAGUCAGGUUGCUUAGGUCAUACUUCGGUUGAGUCUGAUUUUCAUUGUAAGGGUUGUCAUCUUGGAAAACAAAUACAACUUCCAUAUUUUACUAGUCAUUCUCAUUCUGUUCAACCCUUUGAUUUGGUUCACUCUGAUAUUUGGGGUCCUGCACCUUUUGUGUCAAAAGGUGGAUAUAAAUACUAUGUUAUUUUUAUUGAUGAUCA